Candoia aspera is the source of this 2351-nucleotide messenger RNA. It is a transcript of the gene TGM5, whose product is annotated as transglutaminase 5. Bases 192 to 2339 code for a protein of 715 amino acids. The record is from RefSeq and is a predicted model, not a curated record. Lineage: Eukaryota; Metazoa; Chordata; Lepidosauria; Squamata; Candoiidae. The transcript has 13 exons. Gene Ontology annotation, molecular function: protein-glutamine gamma-glutamyltransferase activity. Gene Ontology annotation, biological process: peptide cross-linking.
UGCCUUUUCAGCAGUGUGAACUGCACCCACACCCAGGCGGCCUCUGGGUGGGUGCUGCUGUGCCAGCAAGUUGGUGACGGAGCAGGAAGGUGAAUCUGCUGGGCCAGGAGCUGCCCCGCCUGGAGCCUCUUUGGCUGCUGCCAGGUGCAGCCUGCAGGCAUUCACAAGGGGAGCCUUGCCGCAGAAGCAGCAUGGCAGAGGGACUGCAGCUGGCCUUCGUGGACUGGCACAGCCCAGAGAAUGCCCAGGAGCACCACACAGCUGAGACGGGCAGCGGGCAGCUGGCUGUGAGGCGGGGGCAGCCCUUCACGCUCACCCUGCACUUCCACUCUGGGAACUACCAGCCUGGGUUCGAUUCCAUGCACCUGAUCGCAGAGACAGGGCCGGGGCCAGAGCAGGCCAUCUUCCCAGUGGGCCUGAGCCAGCCACACACGUGUGAAGCUUGGACAGCCAGCGCAACCUCCGGUGGCCCACAGUCCACGGAUAUCAGAGUCUCUGCUCCCGCAGUGGCUGCCAUCGGGCGGUACCAGCUGAAUGUCCACUUCGACUCUGGCCAGGACUUGUCAUCCUCCUAUCAGCUGGGCGAGUUCAUUCUGCUCUUCAACGCUUGGUGUCCAGAUGACGACGUCUACCUGGAGAGCGAGGCCGGGAGGCAGGAGUACGUGCUGAGCGAGCACGGCAUCAUCUUCCAUGGAAACAAGAACUGGAUCCACCCAGUUCCCUGGAACUAUGAUCAGUUCGAGGAGGAGACAAUUGACAUCUGCCUGAAGCUGCUGGACAGCAACCUGCAGUGCCGCCACCAUCCAGUGCAGGACUGUGCCCUGCGCAGCAGCCCAGUCUAUGUCAGUCGGGUGCUGAGCGCCAUGGUCAACAGCAACGAUGAUGCUGGGGUCCUCCUGGGGAACUGGAGUGAAGAUUAUUCUGGGGGCACCCGCCCCAGCGAGUGGAAUAGCAGCAUCGCCAUUCUGAAGGAGUGGGAACGCUCUGGAGGGCAGCCGGUCAAGUACGGGCAGUGCUGGGUCUUUGCAGCUGUGAUGUGCACAGCGAUGCGCAGCCUUGGGAUCCCAACCCGCGUGGUGACAAACUUUGACUCAGGACAUGAGAAGGAUGGGAACCUGGUUAUCGACAUCUUCUAUGACAACACCGGGCAGCUGCUGCCCCGGGAGAGCAAGGACAGCAUCUGGAAUUUCCAUGUCUGGAACGAGUGCUGGAUGGUGCGUAGAGAUCUGCCCCCUGGGUACGACGGCUGGCAGGUCUUGGAUGCCACACCCCAGGAGUCCAGCAAUGGGCUGUACCGCUGUGGCCCAGCACCUGUCAGAGCAAUCCGGGAAGGUGACAUCCACCUGCGCUACGACACCCCCUUUGUGUUCUCCAUGGUGAAUGCAGACCGAGUGGUUUGGCUGCUCUCUGGGGCAAGCAGAGAAAAACUCCAGUGGAAUCCAAGCGCCGUGGGGAACUACAUCAGCACCAAACGCAUUGGAAGCGACGAGCGAGAAGACAUCACCCACACCUACAAGCACCAGGAAGGCUCCCUGGGUGAGCGCCAGGUGUUCCUGAAGGCCCUCGCUCUCAGCCAACCCUUCAGCCCCGUGAGACCACCCAUCCCUGAGGCCCAGCCCCGGCUGCCUGCUCCCCGUGAUGGCCGUGCCCAGGAACCACCAGCGGGGGCGCAAACCUUUCUCCACCUUCAGCUGGUGGAGAGUCCCGAGAUCGGUCAGGACAUCCACCUCACCAUCCUGGCCCACAACUUAGAGGCUGCCUCCAAGGACCUCAAGCUGAGCCUGAGUGCCCAGUCCGUGCUGCAUAACGGGCACCCCUUGCCCCCCUUCUGGCAGGACACCAUGUACCUCUCCUUCAGCCCCAAGGAAGAAAAACGCAUCCCUUGGCAGAUCUCCUACAGGCAGUACGGCAGGCACCUGCAGGAGGACAAGCAGAUCCGAGUGGUCGCCAUGGGAGAGGAGAACACCUCCUGGCAGAAGGCUUUGGCAGAAAAGACCAUCACGGUGGCCAGCCCCCCCCUCGUGAUUCACAUGCUGGCCCCAGUGGUGCUGAACCAGGCCUUCCAGUUCCGGGUGGAGUUCGCUAACCCUCUGGCCGAGCCUGUCAGUGACAGCCUCCUGACCGUGGAAGGGGGUGGCCUGGUGAGAGGCCAAGCUCAGAUAGAGUUGGGCUUCCUGGCUGCCCGGCAGAAGGCCAGCAUCACACUCCAGCUGAUGCCCUACAAAAGCGGGCCAAGACAGCUGCACGUCAGCCUCAGCAGCAGCCUCUUUCCCCCACUGAAAGGACACAAGCAGCUGCAGGUGGCCGAAGGGGGGGGGAGGACCAGGUGGCUGCUGUAGCAGCAGCAGCGG